GACCGACCCAACCCCCUUUUCCUCCGGCAGACUGACGAGCCGGCGAGCGGCGGGACGGCCAGGCAGCGACGACCCGCAGCUGCAGCCCUGACCGGAGGACUUCCACCGACGGAGAAGGUGUGACACUGUGCUGAGUCCCCUCAGUGUGUGCAGCAGCACCAUGGCAGCUACGGGACCCGAGGCCAGAGCUGGAGCAGAGCCAGGCGGGACGGCAGCCUGCUUCUCUACAACGACGCAGGGCAGCAACGGGCCCGGCGUGCAGCACGCUCUGGUAUAUACACAGAGCUGUGUCCAGGCUGAGAGUGGACGUUACAAGAGCAACCGGGCUGCUUCGCUGCAAAAUAUGGGAGCCGCAGUGCACCUCAGCAACAGAGAGGCUCCAUACAGCUUCCGCAGCCCAGAGUCGGUAGAGAUGGAUGAGAUCAUGGCGGCCAUGGUUCUGACCAGUCUGUCCUGCAGCCCCGUGGUUCAGAGCUCAUCACAAACAGAUCCUGGACCAGCUGGCUCGUCGUCCUCAUCUGCUGACAUGGAAUGCGGUGGAGGCGAGCUCUCUGACAGUGGCAGCAGCGGCUACUGGAGCUGGGACCACGGCAACGUGAGCCCCGCGCCCUCUCCGUCCGUCACCGAGAUGGACAGCAGCCCCGACGAAGGCCUGCACAUGGAGCUGGAGCAGGGAGAGGAGCUCACUGCCAAAAAGCCAAAGAGCUCCGUCAGAAGUGUGUACAAAUGCCUGUGGCCCAGUUGCGGCAAAGUUCUCACGUCUUCAGUCGGAAUAAAAAGACACAUCCGUGUGCUGCAUCUGGGCAGUGGGUCAGACCAAUCCCAGCGAGAGGAGGACUUCUACUACACUAAGAUAUCCUGUGAGACCGUUGAUGCCAGCUCCGGCCCAGCUCCGGCCCAGCAGGCUCUGGGCCAGGCCUCGUCCUCUCAUCUCAGCUGGGCGUCCUGUGGUUCUCCUCCAGGCGCAGAGCUCCAGAUCCCCCCGGCUCACAGGCCCAGGUCCAAUUCCAGCUCUGGGCCAGGCCUGAGCAGGCCCAGUCAGCUCAGCCAGUCGGCCCCCAGCAGCUUUUGGCAGAUUCACUCAGAGCAUCUCUAUCAGGCCUGCAGCCCUGUCCAGAUAUCGGUGGCCCCCAGAAGCCCUGGCAGUCACGGUUGGACCCCCUCCACCUCUGGCCCUGGCCACAGUAACACUCCGAUGGUGAAACCUCGCUGCCGAUCCGUCAGCGUCGGGGAACAGUGGCUCCAGCAGAACAGGCUGCAGCCAAUGAGUGUGUCGCCCUCCCGCACUCACUGCUCCUUCAGGAAGGGCCGCGGGGAGGCCAAGAAGUGCCGCAAGGUGUACGGAGUGGAGCACAAGGAUCAGUGGUGCACUGCCUGCCGCUGGAAAAAAGCCUGCCAGCGCUUCCCGGACUAGAGGCGGCUCGGCGGCGGUGAGAGAAAGAGCGUGCGAGACGUGGACGGAUGGAUGCGUGGCAACAGAGACUUUUAUCUAAAAGAGAAUAUAAAUCAGGGCCUGAGAGCCAUCAGUUGUUUUACUUGGUUUUUUUUUUUCCUUUCUUUUUUUCCUUUCAGCCUAUUUUGUUUCUUUCCUAAAGGAAUGCUAAUGGACUUUUCUGUAUCUUUGUAUCUUUAUCCUGAAAACUGAAGUCUGCGAUGGUGCUAACUGUUGACUGACUUUGACCAUGUGAUGUGCUAAGCCUACAAUACUCUCCUACUUUAUCCAAAGGUCAUAUUACUACUCCUGUAGCUCCACUGUAUUAGACCUGGCUGUUUUCGUUAUUCCAAUCCUCUCUUCCAGUGGUUACACAGUGGUUAUGAUGUACAUUAUAUUGUGUGCUUUGAGUUAUGUACGAGUAUUUUGUACCUUUUUUUUUUUUUAAUCGUCUGGUUCAGCCCAGGAAUUGGGCAAUUUUUUUUAAUUAUUUUCAUGUUUUUUGGCACUUUGUUGGAAUAUAAACUCACGAGAAUAAGCUAAAAGUUCUUUCCAUGGAAAUGGAUUUCCUUCCUGCCCGUGUGUUGGCAUACGACCAGUGUUAAUGGUUCUGUUCCUUAAAGCCGUGGAGUCACGGCAAUGGGACGAGUGUUAGAAUGAGUUUGCAAUAGCAAUAAAAAAAAAAAAGAGAGGAAAUAUAUUGUCAGACACAUUAAAACA
Molecule: messenger RNA, 2152 nt
Organism: Archocentrus centrarchus (flier cichlid)
Lineage: Eukaryota; Metazoa; Chordata; Actinopteri; Cichliformes; Cichlidae
Gene: znf395b
Product: zinc finger protein 395b
Exons: 10
Coding region: 161-1414 (417 amino acids)
Biological process (GO): regulation of transcription by RNA polymerase II
Cellular component (GO): nucleus
Molecular function (GO): RNA polymerase II cis-regulatory region sequence-specific DNA binding; DNA-binding transcription factor activity
Source: RefSeq, a predicted model, not a curated record